CGGGCUUCAUUCCGAGGAUGGAAACAUGGAUAUUUUGCGCAGAGUUCUCAUUUCGAGGGAGGGAGUUUCAAGGACGCAAAGGGUGGCGCCGGAGUCGUUGUGGAAACAUUCGCUGGUGUCCUGCGUAGAUUUCCGUGAAGAGAGCGCGACGACCACUUCGAUCGUUCGCCCUCUUCGCUGGACACGUAAAAGUUCCCAGCCGUCAGUGAUCUACGUACGAUAGCGGUAGCAUUCUUAGCUUCGCGCCAACGUCUAGCAUACCCAGCAGAACAAGCUUCCGUAGCGUCCACUUCAACGUCAAUAGCGCACAUUCAGGGGCCCGCGUAAGGCUUAAACUCCACAAGAUGGCCACUACAGAGUCGCCUGCGAUGCAGGCGAAGCUCACGAAGAGCAACCCUCUGUCAAGGAAGUUAAACAAAACACUGGACAUUUCUUUAGAAGACCCGCAAACCCAGGAGGCUUUGGCGGCCUUGUCCGAGUACUACACGGAGAACACAUUGGCGGCGAGAAGAUCGCUGCGUGGCGAUAUAGAACGGAGAGUGAUGGCGAACAAUACGAGAUUCCUCUCGGCCUUUGCGGUUGUGGCGAACCGAGUCCAAACGAUGGAAAAGGAGAUGGAGCAAAUGUCCUUUUGCUGCCAGGACAUGGAGGACAAACUCCGGCAAGCAACGAAUGAGACAUCACAUCUGAUCAAACAGACACAGGAGCUCAAAGAUCAAAGUCAGCGGUGUCAUGUCCGGAAGGCCAUCAUUGAUGUCUUUCUGGCCCGAUUUACGCUUCCAGACGCAGAGAUUGCCAUCCUGACAUCGCCCAGUCACGUAGUCGGAGUCGAGUUUUUCGACGCAUUGAAACGGCUGGAGAGAAUAAGCGAUGAUUGCAAAGCUCUGCUCGUAACGGAACAUCAGGAGGCAGGGUUCGAGAUCAUGGAGAAGAUGUCGUCCUAUCAAGAGACAGCCUUCGAGAAACUGUUUCGGUGGGCGCAAAAUGAGUGCCGCUCGUUGAACAGCGAUGCCCCAGAAGUUACGGCGUCAUUGAAGAACGCGAUGCGCGCCCUGAAAGAGCGACCCGUACUGUUCCAAACGUGCAUAGACGAGGUCUCCAACAUUCGAUGUUCUGCUAUGGUGCGCUCAUUUCUAGACGCAUUGACGCGGGGUGGGCCAGGCGGUUUUCCAAGACCUAUAGAGAUGCACGCUGGAGACCCGUUACGAUACGUUGGAGACAUGCUAGCGUGGCUUCAUCAAGCAGCGACGGAAGAGCGUGAGAUUCUGGAGGCCAUCUUUGACGUAAAGGCAAUAGCACGGAGAAAGUCGCAGUCACGGACGGACUCUGUCGAGGAAUCUCCUCUGGACGCGUUAGGCGGACUGCACGUUGCUGACCGCGAGGCAUUACGGCAAGUCUUGGAUAGGAAUAUGGAAGGCACAUGCCGACCGUUAAAGGUUCGCAUCGAACAGCUUCUCGCCUCGCAAGAGGAUCCCAUUACGGUUUACCGUAUUGCGAACCUUGUACAGUUCUACGAAGGAACUCUCAUUGGCGUGUUGAGCGAGCAAUCGCAACUUUGUCUGACCAUCGCAGAGAUCCGGGAGAGUGGGUACAAGACAUUCUACGACACGUUAAAUGCACAUGUGUCCGAGUUGUUGCGCUCUGUUCAGACUCCGGGCAUGGACCUAUUACCACCACCAGGCAUUCGGGAAACCGUUCUCCAGCUGCGAGAGAUCAUGGCAAUCUACGACGAAUCUCUCGUGUUAUCUGAUAGACGCGAGGAAGAUUUCGCAAAGAUCCUCGCAGCGUUGCUGGAUCCGCUAACGCAAAUGUGCGUCCUGGGAGCUGCCAGCCUGCCCACGAUCGAAAAUGCGGUGUACAUCGUCAAUUGCCUCCUUCACACUCAGUCCGCCUUGAAGCUGUACCCUUUCACGACGAAACAAGUCGAUGCCAUAGGGCAACAGAUCAAGGCUCAGUCCGACGUUUUGGUAGUUGAGGAGUACGCAAACAUAAUCAAACAAUCCGGUCUCCUCCCCCUGACCAUCCCAAACACCACCCCUCAAGCCGACCAGAUCCAGGAAUCCCUCUCACAAUUCGACAAAUUCCUAUACAACGCGUCGUUGGAAGUCUCGUCAUCGCUGUCGAGCCUUGCAAGUCGGAAAUUGGCUUCCGAGGUUACUCAUCGCGCUUUCAGGAUGUUUGUGGAUGCGUACAGGGAUGUCUUCCGGAAUGUGGAGCCGCUGGUCGCAGACCUGAGCCCGCCAUUGGCCGCGCCGUUGAGAACGGUGGAUGAGGUGGAGAUGCUACUGUCUUUGGAGCACGAAGAUACCUCUUGAGUCAAGACACAGACGCCGAGGGCUACUAAAGCUAGGACAGUUGCGAAAGGAUGUCUGGGCUUGCUCCGAGAUGGACAAGACCCAUGCGUAGCAUAGCAGAUAUCCGUUGGCAGACGGAUCAGGGGCUGAACCAUGAGAGGAGGCACUUUCCAGCAGCUCAUGCCCCAAUGCACAUGCACUUCUUACAGCAGGGAUACCCAUUUCGCACAAAGUUCAGAGCUUCAAAUGAAACGAUGGUGACAACGGUGU
This is a messenger RNA of Fimicolochytrium jonesii, 2564 nucleotides long. Its product is annotated as oligomeric Golgi complex subunit 6. NCBI's taxonomy places the organism in Eukaryota, Fungi, Chytridiomycota, Chytridiomycetes, Spizellomycetales, Powellomycetaceae. Gene Ontology annotation, biological process: intra-Golgi vesicle-mediated transport. The transcript has 14 exons. Gene Ontology annotation, cellular component: COG complex. The coding region runs from base 345 to 2315 and encodes 656 amino acids. The record is from RefSeq and is a predicted model, not a curated record.